AUCUGAUUUAUGGCGAUGUGUUGUGUGUAUUUGUGCAAUGUUUUUAAUAUAAUUUGAGCUACGUUUCUUUAAUAAAAUAAGUUAAAAAUGGAUGAAGUAGCAAAAUUAGAGCACCUUUCAUUGGUGUCAAAAAUUUGCACUGAGUUGGACAAUCAUUUGGGGCUAAACGACAAAGAUUUGGCCGAAUUCAUCAUUGACUUGGCGGACAAAAAUCCGACGUUUGACGCAUUUAAAAAGGCUCUGAUUGAAAAUGGGGCAGAGUUCUCGGACUCGUUCAUGACGAAUUUACUUCGUAUUAUCCAGCACAUGAAACCAACAAACUCGGCCACUCAGAAAUGUAAUGAACCUUUAGAGAGCAAAGAUCCCCUAGCUGCUAAGUUUCCUGGCUUAGCCAUACCUAAUGACAAACCUCAAAAAUUUUCUUCCGAUGAAGAGGUUAGUGAAGAUGAAAAAGAAGAAAAGAAAGGCAAAAGAUUAACUACAAAAGACAUAUUUAAAGAAGAAAAAGCAAAAGGUUCAGGUGACACAGUUGUUGACCAGGCAAUGGCUGAAUUAGAAGCAUUAGCACCUUCAAAUUCUAUAAGUAAAAAGCAAGAGACCAAGAAAGAGGAUGUCAAAAAACAUGAAAGAAGUCCAAGCAGAGACCGCAAAGAGAGUAGAACCAAGAAAAGGGAUUCUUCUAGAGAUAGAGGCAGAAAGAGAUCUCGGAGCAGAGACAGGAGGAGUCGUAGUAGAGACAGAAGAAGUCGUAGUAGAGACAGAAGGAGUCGUAGUAGAGACAGAAGGAGUAGGGAUAGAGACAGGAGGAAAAGGUCAAGAAGUCGGCAUCGGCACAGAUCUAGGUCCCGUGACAGACAUAGUAGAUCGCAGUCAAGAAGCCGUAGAUCCCGGUCUAGAGGAAAGAGACCUCAUUCUAGAGAGAGAGAUGAAAAAGACAGAUAUGGAGAUUAUGCGAAGAAGAGGAAGCGAAGCCCAGAACCAGAGAUCAGUGAUGAUCCUGAGCCAGGCAAGAUCUACAACGGACGAGUGGCAAACAUAGUGCCGUUUGGGUGUUUCGUACAAAUUGAGGGUGUACGUAAGAGAUGGGAGGGAUUGGUGCACAUCUCACAACUGAGGUCCGAGGGCAGGGUCACCAACGUGGCUGAGGUAGUGUCUAGAGGAGAUAAAGUCAAGGUGAAGGUGCUGUCAGUGACGGGGCAGAAGGUGUCUCUGACCAUGAAGGAUGUCUGUCAGGACACCGGGAAGGAUCUGAACCCUACAUCACAUGCUCAUCUGGAGGCAGAGCGUGAAGGCCGCAACCCGGACCGGCCGCCGCCCGCCGCCACGGUGCUGGCGGGGCUGCAGGGCGGGCUCGACCCCGACGAAGACUCCAGCAGGAAGAGGGUCACCAGAAUAUCCAGUCCUGAACGGUGGGAGAUCAAACAGAUGAUUUCAUCGGGCGUGAUCGACAAGAGCGAGCUGCCAGACUUUGACGAGGAGACAGGUCUACUGCCGAAAGACGAAGACGGAGAAGCUGACAUCGAGAUCGAACUGGUGGAGGAAGAGCCUCCCUUCCUGCAAGGCCACGGUAGAGCUCUCCACGACCUCUCUCCAGUGAGGAUAGUAAAGAACCCUGACGGUUCGUUAGCCCAAGCCGCCAUGAUGCAAUCAGCUCUAGCCAAAGAGAGAAGAGAACAGAAGAUGAUCCAAAGAGAACAAGAAAUGGAAAGUCUUCCCACUGGCUUGAACAAGAACUGGAUCGAUCCGUUACCCGAGACGGAUGGGAGGGCCUUAGCGGCGAACAUGAGAGGGACGGGUAUAACUCCUCAAGAUCUGCCUGAGUGGAAGAAGCAUGUCAUUGGGGGGAAGAAGUCUUCGUUUGGCAAGAAGACUAACUUGUCGCUGUUGGAGCAGAGGCAGUCGCUGCCGAUUUAUAAGCUCAGAGAUGAGUUGACCAAGGCGGUGGCAGACAACCAGAUCCUGAUCGUGAUCGGCGAGACAGGGUCGGGGAAGACGACCCAGAUCACGCAGUACCUGGCGGAGUGCGGGCUCACGGCCCGCGGCAAGAUCGCGUGCACGCAGCCGCGCCGCGUGGCCGCCAUGUCCGUGGCCAAGAGGGUGGCCGAGGAGUUCGGCUGCCGCCUCGGCCAGGAGGUCGGGUACACCAUCCGCUUCGAGGACUGCACCAGCCCCGAGACUGUUAUCAAGUACAUGACAGACGGCAUGUUGCUCCGGGAGUGUCUAAUGGACCUGGACCUGAAGUCCUACUCAGUAAUAAUGUUAGACGAGGCCCACGAACGCACCAUACACACAGACGUCCUCUUCGGCCUCCUCAAACAGGCCGUGCAAAAGCGUCCAGAACUAAAGUUAAUAGUGACCUCGGCUACUCUAGACGCUGUCAAAUUCUCCCAAUACUUCUUCGAAGCUCCAAUCUUCACUAUACCAGGGAGGACGUUCCCUGUGGAAGUGUUGUACACGAAGGAACCGGAGACGGACUACUUGGAUGCCUCGUUGAUCACCUGCAUGCAGAUACAUUUGCGAGAGCCGCCCGGAGAUAUCUUGCUGUUCUUGACAGGCCAAGAGGAGAUCGACACGGCCUGCGAGAUCCUGUACGAGCGCAUGAAGUCCCUGGGGCCAGACGUGCCCGAGCUGAUCAUCCUGCCGGUGUACUCGGCGCUGCCCUCGGAGAUGCAGACGCGCAUCUUCGAGCCCGCGCCGCCUGGCUCGCGCAAGGUCGUCAUCGCCACCAACAUCGCCGAGACCUCGCUCACCAUCGACGGGAUAUACUACGUCGUGGACCCCGGCUUCGUCAAGCAGAAGGUGUACAACUCCAAGACGGGCAUGGACUCGCUCGUCGUCACGCCUAUCAGCCAGGCAGCGGCGAAGCAGCGUGCGGGUCGCGCGGGCCGCACUGGGCCGGGCAAGUGUUACCGCCUGUACACCGAGCGCGCGUACCGGGACGAAAUGUUGCCCACACCCGUGCCCGAGAUACAACGGACGAACUUGGCCACCACUGUGCUACAACUGAAGACGAUGGGCAUCAACGACUUGCUGCACUUCGACUUCAUGGACGCACCGCCCGUGGAGUCUCUCAUCAUGGCGCUGGAGCAGCUGCACUCGCUGUCCGCGCUCGACUCCGAGGGCCUGCUCACCAGGCUGGGGCGCAGGAUGGCGGAAUUCCCUCUGGAGCCGAACUUGUCCAAGAUCCUCAUCAUGUCGGUGGCCCUACAAUGCUCCGAUGAGAUCCUCACUAUCGUCUCCAUGCUCAGCGUUCAGAACGUGUUCUACCGCCCCAAGGACAAGCAAGCACUCGCCGACCAGAAGAAGGCAAAGUUCAACCAACCAGAAGGAGAUCACUUAACUCUCCUAGCGGUGUACAACAGCUGGAGAAACAACAAGUUUUCGAACGCAUGGUGCUAUGAGAAUUUCGUGCAGAUAAGGACGCUGAAACGCGCGCAGGAUGUCAGGAAACAGCUGCUUGGGAUUAUGGAUAGGCACAAACUGGACGUAGUAUCGGCGGGUAAGAACACAGUUCGGAUCCAGAAGACCAUAUGUUCCGGCUUCUUCCGGAACGCAGCCAAGAAGGACCCGCAGGAGGGGUACCGGACAUUGGUCGACAGCCAGGUCGUCUACAUACAUCCUUCUAGCGCGCUGUUUAAUAGGCAGCCUGAGUGGGUGAUCUACCACGAGCUAGUGCAGACGACUAAGGAGUACAUGCGCGAGGUGACCACCAUCGACCCCAAGUGGCUGGUGGAGUUCGCGCCAGCCUUCUUCAAGUUCAGCGACCCCACCAAACUGUCCAAGUUCAAGAAGAACCAACGCCUCGAACCACUCUACAACAAAUACGAGGAACCAAACGCCUGGAGGAUCUCUCGAGUCCGCCGAAGAAGGAAUUAAAUAAUAAAGUACUAAAUGUACAUUUUGUUGAUGGCAACCCUAAAAAAAUUAACACAAAAAUGGCGGCAUUAUUUCUCUAUUUUCUUUAUUAUAAUUAUGGAUAAGCAAAGACUUUACGCCAUGCAGCUUCAUUUGAAGUCAGUGCUAUUGUUCAUGUUUAUAAGAAUAUUUUAAUGCCUGGAAAAACGAUCAGCGUAUUUAACGUAAAAAAAAAAACAAAAGCACCUAGUUACAAUGUUUUUCCGGUAAAUAUGUCUGUCAAUCAAAUCCUGUAUUUUAUGAAUAUGUGUUGCUGUUGAGUUUCUUGUGCCACUUAUUCUCCUCAGCUCAUAACAUCUGAAGCGGUAGCAGGGCACAAAUUUUAUUUUAAAAGCUCAUCAUCGUUAUUUACUAUUUAAACAAAUAUACAUAAUUCCUUUUUCCUGCUGUGUAUAAAAGUCAUACCUCAGUAGUUUUUGUGAGGCCGAAGAAUAUAAAUUAUGAAAUUUUAAA
Molecule: messenger RNA, 4368 nt
Organism: Pectinophora gossypiella (pink bollworm)
Lineage: Eukaryota; Metazoa; Arthropoda; Insecta; Lepidoptera; Gelechiidae
Gene: pea
Product: ATP-dependent RNA helicase DHX8
Exons: 14
Coding region: 88-3876 (1262 amino acids)
Biological process (GO): spliceosomal complex disassembly; mRNA splicing, via spliceosome
Cellular component (GO): catalytic step 2 spliceosome; intracellular anatomical structure
Molecular function (GO): ATP binding; RNA helicase activity; RNA binding
Source: RefSeq, a predicted model, not a curated record